Molecule: messenger RNA, 3774 nt
Organism: Chrysemys picta bellii (western painted turtle)
Lineage: Eukaryota; Metazoa; Chordata; Testudines; Emydidae
Gene: CASP7
Product: caspase 7
Biological process (GO): proteolysis; apoptotic process; execution phase of apoptosis
Cellular component (GO): cytoplasm
Source: RefSeq, a predicted model, not a curated record
CAGGAAAGGGAAUAAGCUAUAUUGCUAUAAGAUAACAUUAUACUGGUAUAACUGCCUCCACACUAGGCAUUGCACUGGUGUAACUAUUUUAGUUUAAAAAAAAAAUCACACCCAUGAGAGGCUAACAGUUCAUUUAGAAUCCCGCAAUUCCCAUAGGUAGUACAAAUUAUUCCUUCUAUUUGUGCAUUAUUUUGCAUUUAUUAAUACUCAUUUUCUUUCAUGCAUUCAUUCACCUAUCUGUAUUGGGUUCCUUUGAAAUUCCUUGUCUUCCCUAAAUAAUCUUGUGUAAUUUACAAAUUCCAGCACCUCAGAGUUCAUGUCCUUUUCCAGAUCACCGAGAAACAUAUUAAAUAUCAUCAGACUUAUCCCUAGUCCUUUAUGAACUAUUUUUAGUGCUGCCUUUCCAGCAUACUGGUUUUGGUCCACAUUGACAGGAUUACAAAGCAUCUUGAAAGCAUGAUGGAAGGAAAUCAAUCCGGUCCUGUGACCGCACAGGAGGAUGAAGACCAAGGCGGAGAUCAAGGUGAUACAUUGGAUGCAAGGCCAGACAGAAGUUUCAGACUCUCCUUGUUUGAAAACAAUCACAGCAGCAGGUAGGAUUUGCACCUCUGAGGUACGAAAAACCAGGACAUCCAGGAUAAAAACCCAGGACAUCCAUAAAAUCCAACACUUGGCAGUGUGUACUGAGCACCCUUACAGAUAUCUUACAGGACAGCUACUUCCAAAAAGUGAUCCUAGGAAAACCUGGAUAGGUGGCAAACCUAGCAGCGGAUCAAGUAUCAGAAAAAAGAAGAAUGGACUGGAACAGCAGCCAGAGGUCCCUGUCAGUAACCAGUGCCGAAUUGUUAACCCAACAUUCAAGUAUAAUAUGGACUACAAGAAAGUUGGCAAAUGUAUUAUUAUAAACAACAAAAAUUUUGAGGACCAAACAGGUAUGGGUAAACGCAGUGGCACCGAUAAAGAUGCUGGAGCGCUUUUUAAAUGUUUUAGAAGCUUAGGAUUUGAGGUUGAUAUAUACAACGAUCAAUGCCGUGAUGAUAUGAAGAAAUUACUCAAACAAGCUGCGGAUGAGAACCACGAUGAUGCUGCCUGCUUUGCCUGUAUCUUUUUAAGCCAUGGGGAAGAGGGCUACAUUUAUGGCACUGAUGGAAUGUUGGAAAUCAAGGAUCUGACCACAUUCUUCAGAGGAGACAAGUGUAAAACUCUGAUAGGCAAACCCAAAUUAUUUUUCAUCCAGGCAUGUAGAGGAUCUACAUUUGAUGAUGGGAUACAAACAGAUUCUGGACUUGCAGAUGACACAGAGGUAACAGAUGCGAAUCCCAGAUACAAGAUUCCAGUAGAAGCAGAUUUUCUGUUUGCAUAUUCCACAGUGCCAGGUUAUUUUUCCUGGAGGAACCCAGGGAGAGGCUCAUGGUUUGUGCAGUCUUUGUGCUCCAUACUAAAUGAUCACGGGAAACAACUUGAGAUAAUGCAGAUCCUCACCAGGGUCAACUACAUGGUGGCCACAAACUAUGAAUCACAGUCGGAUGACCCACGCUACAGCGAAAAGAAGCAGAUACCCUGUGUGGUCUCCAUGCUCACUAAAGAACUUUACUUCUGAAAGUAUAUUCAAAGGGUUGAUGUUAGGGCACAUUUUUUCCCCCAAGGAGAUUUGAUUGUACACUCAAUGCAUAUCUCAUGUAAUAGCAGAUACAGAUUUGUACUGGCUUCUUAUAUUUGGAAAAGGUGAUGUAUCCGAUUGCUGAGCCCUAAUCAAGGCUUUAUAGGAUGAAAAAGCAACUCUGGACCAGACCUUCAGCUGAUGUAAAGUCCAUAACUCCAUUUUCGUAUAUAUAUAUAUAGCUAUACCGAUUUCCACUAGCUGAGGAUCUCAUCCUCCAUACUUAGCAGCAGAGAAAGACUGGAAGCUCUUUUCCAUAUCACUUGUUCUGUACACUCAACUGGAUGCUGUUGACUCCUCUCUGGUAACUUUUUCAAUUUUUGUUUCAUUUUCUAUAGUUUAAUUUUUUUUUCUACUCAUCUCAGAAGUUUUGGAAAUCAAAUCUUUUUUUCUAUCUAAUUUUGUCCCUUCCGUUUGAUUGCUGAUAUUUUUUACUUUACAUUGUUUCUAGUACUGCAUCACUAAAAAGGUGGAAGCCUUUCUACUUAUUUCUUCAUGUUUAAGAAGAGCUGUACAAUUAUACAUAGUCUAGGAACCAAUGUUAGUUAGAAGGCAGCAUAGGGAGAGUACCGCUUGCAUUGGGGUGUGACUAAUGCAAAUUUUGUGGAUGAUUAUUUAUUUUUGCUGCUUAAUCUUAAUUAAAUGGUGGAUUUACAGACAUUGAUAUUUAAAAUCCAGAGAACAGUUCCCUCUAGCAGCUCAAAAUUAGUCUGAGUUGGCUCUAAAUAAGUUGGCAGUGUCCCUUUCUAGCUUGCUUCCAUUAGAAAUCUGAUGAUUGUAUAUAAAAGUGUCUUUUUGCAAAUCUUGUAAUUCUACCUCCUUUAAAAAAAAAGUUUUUGUAAAGCUUAGGAAAUACUUGGGCUAUAUCUUUUUCCAAGAUGGAAAAACUGCAGUGUAUCGACAUUCAGAUUCUUGCUGAGUAAUAGUUAUUUCUCUUGACUUGGCCUUACCUUUCUUGCAUUCUGUUCAAUGCUAAAUAACUGGAUAGCGAAGAUGCAUCAGAACUCAACAGUUAUACCAAAAAAAUUGUUUGGUCAGUCCAGAGAAGUUAAACAAUUAUGGAAAGCAGUAUGUAAAACUUCUACAUUAAAUACUAGCAAAAUAAAUUCUGUGAAUCUUCCCUUAAAUUACUUCUCCCAUAACAACAGCUCCUUCCCAGAAAUCUUCCUAGGGCAGCACCAUUAUACAUCACUUUUUAUUAUGGUUUGUGUCCUUAAAAAUCUAACCCAUAGUUGGGGUGAGGUUUCUGAUCUCAUACAUAAACCUUUUUCUCUAAGAAAAAAGGAAGAAUAGUGACAGAUAUCCUUGGUUUACAGUGCUCUAAAAUUUACUUAGUUAUAAGUCAAAAACAAGGCAGGUAAAUAAAGAGAACAUCUAUAGAGAGUUUGCUAAAUAGAAAUGUAAUGUUAAUGUGGCAAAGAUUUUCAUCCAAUUUUCUUAUCACACAAGUAGAUUUUUACUUUGCAAACUACAUAUAAAAUGUAAAAGCAACCUGAAACAGUGAAAUUACUGAUUUUUGCUUGCAGGUAAUUCAGAUUAGAAAGUGUCUUGUUCAGAAAUAGUUUUAAAAAUCAACAAAAUCAAUUAGUAGGUUUUAUUUUAAAACAUAAUUUUAUUGUUGAAUAGAAACAAUGACAUUCUUCAGUAAUAAGUGUGAUUAUUUAGGUUGAGUUUGUCUGUUUGUUCCAUUAUGCAUACACUGAAAGUACUGCAUAGCAAGGUAAACAUUAAUCAGGUAGCAGAAUAGCUUUUAACUACUGUGCUGUCUUUUUUUUUUCUUUGGAUCAGAGCUAGCAAAUGCUUGAGUUCCUCUUUAAUAUGAUCUCUCAUGAAUAUUCAGUAGCUAUCCCAAAAAUGUGAGGCUAACCAGUUGUUCACUUAGAAUACUUCACCCAUUACUAGUUUUCUUUUCUUAAUCAAAAUGUACAGAAGGGUUCCUUGAAAACUUCUAAAAAUAUACAUAUUAGUGCCAAAUUACCAAAUUUGUAAGUUUCAAUAUUUUCUUACUGUUGUGACAAAAUGAGGCACUUUUUCUUAAAUCAAAUCUACAUGUCUGUGAAUUUCAUAAAUAAAUAUUUUAUGGAAAACUUGAUCAAUAAAGAAUUUAAAUUUCC